GCAUUUGAAGUAUUAGAGUUACCAAAGAGCGCAAACGAAACAGAAAUUAAGCAAGCAUAUCGUAAACUUAUAACUCAAUGGCACCCUGAUAAACGGACAAAUAAAAGCGAAGAAGAGAAAAAGAUAGCAACGGAAAAGUCUCAGGAAAUAAUAGCAGCAUAUCAAAUAUUAACAGGCAAGAGUAAAAAAGAGAUAGAUGAAGAGUUAGAUAAAAUAUUGAAUAGAAUGUCUAAGAUUGCUAAAAGCUUAUUCUACGGUGUACAUUUAAGUGAAAAAGAAAUCGAUUUAUUUGAGGCUCUUAGCAAUAAAGACCUAGAUCAAACAAAAAUUCUGUUGGAGCAAGUUCAAGACAUCAAUGCACAGACCAUCAAUGCUGACAGAUUUCCUGGAAAAUCAAUACUGCACUAUAUUGUAAAAAAUUCUUGUAAUAAUCCUAAGUCCGGUUGGAUAGAGCUUCUGGAAGGAGUUUUAUCAAAGUAUGGAGUUAACCUAAUAAAUCUGAAUGUUAUUAGUAUGCUUGAAGGUCCUCCUUUGAAUCUUGCGUGUGAACUAGGCGAUCUUGAUAUCGUAAAUAUACUUUUAAAGUAUGGAGCAGAACUUGAUGCCCGCAUACUUUAUUUCGUUUUAAUGGAUAACAAAAAUGAUGUUGCUAAGGUGCUCCUUGAACAUGGUGCUAAAAUCGAUGCAGAUCCUAAAGCAGAAAAGUUAAUCAUUGAUAGUAUUACAAAAUAUAGCCGGAGUACAGUAGAAAUGCUCUUACCAUACAUGUCCAACAGACAAAAGAGUAGGAUGUUAAAGUCUAUUGAUUAUAGCGAUCAUGAGAAAAUUGAUCAUAAUAUUGAAUUAAAAGAAUUACUAUUGGAAGCAGGUGCUGACCCUGAAUUUUGCGAUAAAACAGAAAGGAGAUGGAUAAUUAUAGUUCCAGCGUUAUUGUUUGGGGCUAUAGGUGCCGCACUUGCUACAAUGGGAAUUAUACCUGAGAUUACUGCUAUUGGAGUAAUUGCAACAGCCGUGCUGUCAGGAAUUGCUGGUGCUGUAAUAGGUGGUAUAGCGGGGUGUCUUGUUGAUAUAGCAAUAAAUCAAUGCUGUGGUAAUCAACAGUGUGCAGUUCAGUAG
Molecule: messenger RNA, 1116 nt
Organism: Cinara cedri
Lineage: Eukaryota; Metazoa; Arthropoda; Insecta; Hemiptera; Aphididae
Source: the annotation of a GenBank genome assembly